AUGCGCUCUAUACUUCCCGGUAGCACUUUUGUGCUUGCAAGUCAUGUUCUUGCUCAAGUAGAUUCCAAGACCGCUUGUGACGCGGUGACAAACAUCUGUUACUCGACGUAUCUCGCUCGUGAGUCAGGAAUCAGUAUCGGAAUUGCACUCCCUAUGAAUGUGUCGGAUCCUUACGAUGCAAUUAUCUCAAUCAGUGCACCACUAGCAACUACGUGGGCUGGAUUCGCAUGGGGUGGGACAAUGGUUUUUAAUCCACUCACAGUGGGAUGGGCAAAUGGUAAUACGGCUGUGGUAUCCUCGCGAUUUGCAUUCGGACUAGGCCUCCCGCCGUCCUACGAUGGCGCGGAAUAUACUCUGUUAAAGGGGACCACAGUCAACAGUACACACUGGAAAAUGACAGCUAAAUGCUCGGGUUGUACAUCCUACCAAGCGAACGACGGAUCCCAAGCAGUACUGGAUGGUAUGGGAACGGCACAGUUCGCCUGGGCUCAAGGGACCACCCCUGUCCAAGAACCAGCAAACAAUAACUCGGCCUUCAAUAUGCACACGUCCUAUGGUAAAUGGACUCACGAUCUGAAUGCUGCUCGUAGCCCCAAUUUCAAUGCUUGGGUUGCAAGUAACAUUCUAAGUCCAGCUUCAUUAACCACAGCGCCCCAAGGAUCAAGUGUGCAAGUAACGACCUCCAAGCCCGCAGCCACGAUAGUGACGAGCACGACUUCUUCUGCUAAAGCAGGUCCUACGGUUGCGAAAGGGAAGAUACCCACUUCAUGUUCGGGAGCUGGAGCACCAAAAUUUUCUUCUGUUCUCGCAAGCGGAUGGAAAGCAACGAAGGUCUUAGGCGGUCUGACAAGUCCACGGAGUAUCAUUUUUGACCCGGUAGGCAACAUGCUCGUGGUCCAAUCUGGAAAGGGUAUCACACUCCAUACAAUGACUACAGACGGCUGUAUUUCUGCCACAAAAACACUCGUCGCUCUGAAUAGUCUUAAUCAUGGCAUUGCACUUAGUGCUGAUGGCAAGACGUUAUAUGCCAGCAGCAUGACCCAGGUUUAUUCGUGGCCAUAUACGGCUUCUUCGGGGACGGUGGGUACUAGGGCGACCAUAAUAACCGGGAUGUUCAACGGUGGUCAUUCUACUCGCACGCUAUUGUUGUCGCCAAAAAACCCAAACCUACUGGCAGUGUCUCAUGGCUCGAAUGACAACUUCGACUAUGCGUCUGGGAACCCAAAAACGGCCCGCGCUUGCGUUAAAGUAUUCGACGUGAAAGUAAUCCCGAGUGGGGGCUACAACUACGUGUCUGAUGGGUGGCUUGCAGGCUAUGGCAUGCGAAAUGAGGUUGGAAUUGCGUUUGAUGGCAACAGCAUGCUCUGGGGUGUCGAAAAUAGUGGUGAUAAUUUCUCUCGGGGUGGAAAAGAUGUUCACCAAGAGAACCCGGCUGAGAAGCUCAAUUACAUUGGAGAUGUCACAAAGAACAACGACAAGUGGUUCGGAUACCCGACCUGCUAUGCGGUCUGGAAACCAAGCGAUUUUACAGACCAAAAGUUUCAGAUUGGCGACCAAUUCGUAAUUGCCCCAAAUGCAACUUUCAAAGAUGAUACUUGCAAGAGUUUGUCAACGCCACCAUCGCUCGUCUUCCAGCCUCACUCGGCCCCCAUCGACAGCAAGUUCGAUGAUACAUUCAGUAAUCUCUACGUUACCUUCCAUGGGUCCUGGAAUCGGGUUCCAACUACUGGAUUCAAGGUGGUGCAAGUGCCUUUCACGAGAGGUGCUGAUGGUGUGUACAAGCCCGUUUCUACACUUGCAACCACCACAGGGUACAAGGAUAUCUUUUGGAAUCCAGACGUCACCAGAUGCCAAGGCAAUGGACCCAGCUUCAGUUCUGGAUGCUUCAGACCCGCUGGACUUGCUUUCGAUGUUGCAGGUAGACUUUACAUGACUAGUGAUAUAUCUUCUGACGGGGAACUGUGGGUACUAGGCCAGUCUUGA
Cadophora gregata is the source of this 1983-nucleotide messenger RNA. RefSeq lists its product as uncharacterized. The transcript has 6 exons. The record is from RefSeq and is a predicted model, not a curated record. NCBI's taxonomy places the organism in Eukaryota, Fungi, Ascomycota, Leotiomycetes, Helotiales, Ploettnerulaceae. The coding region runs from base 1 to 1983 and encodes 660 amino acids.